GCGAGGGAGAGGGCGGUCUGGUCGGAGCAGGGAGGAGGCAAGGCAGCACUCGUCGGCAUCGGUCCCUUCCGUGAUAGGGAGCGGGCGGGCGGCCGGCCAGGCAGGGAGGAGAGAGUGGGCGGGGUGGCGAGCGAACCCGAGCAGCAGCAAAAAGAAAACAGUAAAACAGAAUUUCCUUGGAGGGCCGCGGAAAUGCUGGAGCGCCGACCGCUUGUGAGAGGAGCCGCCGUCGCGCUGUCGGAUCCCAGCGGCUGAGGAGGGACGAAGGGAGCGCGAUCGCGACAUGUUCCGCUGCGCGAUCAACCGAUGGGAACAAACACAAAUGCUAGAGGAACUCAGCAGGUCAGGCAGCAUCUAUGGAGAAAUGUCAAUGGUUCAGGCCGAGACCCUUCAUCAGCAACGAGGAAGCAAAGUGUGCUGGUGAGGAAAAACGAGUUGAUAGCCGCACAAUUUAUGUCGGACACCGUCAGAUUCCUGGAAUAGAAACGUUUCUCCCUCAGAAUUUUUGUGACAACAGAAUAAUUUCUUCAAAGUACACAUACUGGAAUUUUAUUCCAAAAAAUUUGUUUGAACAGUUCCGAAGAAUUGCAAAUUUUUACUUUCUUAUCAUAUUCCUUGUACAGGUUAUUGUUGAUACUCCAACCAGCCCAGUAACAAGUGGACUCCCUCUCUUUUUUGUGAUUAUUGUCACUGCCAUCAAACAAGGCUAUGAGGACUGGCUCAGACAUAAAGCGGACAAUUCUGUGAAUAAAAGUCCUGUCUAUAUUGUAAAUAAUGGACGUAUUCUGCAAAAACAAAGUGAAAAGAUCCAGGUGGGAGAUAUUGUAUGUGUGAAGGAGGAUGAGACGUUUCCAUGUGAUCUUAUCCUUCUAUCUUCAAGCAGGGAUGAUGGUACCUGCUAUGUUACCACUGCUAGUCUUGAUGGAGAGUCAAGCCAAAAGACAUAUUUUACUGUGCCGGACACCAGUGCAUUCCGUACAGACAUGGAAAUAGAUUCUUUGAUUGCCACAAUAGACUGUGAACAGCCUCAGCCUGACCUUUACAAGUUUGUUGGACGAAUUCAUGUUUUCAGUGACGAACAAGAGCCAGUGGCAAGAUCAUUGGGUCCAGAGAACCUAUUGCUCAGGGGAGCCACCUUGAAGAACACUGACAAAAUAUAUGGUGUGUCUAUAUAUACUGGGAUGGAAACCAAAAUGGCAUUGAACUACCAAGGAAAAUCGCAGAAACGAUCAGUGGUGGAGAAGUCUAUUAACGUGUUUUUAAUUGUAUAUCUGGGCAUAUUGAUCAGUAAAUCUUUGAUAGGCACUGCAAUGAAGUACAUCUGGCAACUUGACCCUGCAAAUGAUGAACCAUGGUAUAGCUUAAAAACAGAUAAAGAAAGGGAUACAAAUAAGUUUGUCAAGAUGUUCACUGACUUCCUCUCCUACAUGGUACUCUUCAACUUCAUCAUUCCUGUCUCUAUGUAUGUUACUGUGGAGAUGCAGAAAUUUUUGGGGUCUUACUUCAUUACCUGGGAUAAAGACAUGUAUGAUGAUCAUUUGGGUGAAGGUGCACUGGUGAACACAUCGGAUCUUAAUGAAGAGCUGGGUCAGGUUCAGUAUGUGUUCACUGAUAAAACGGGAACCCUGACAGAAAACAACAUGGAAUUUAUUGAAUGUUGUAUAGAUGGAUUCAAGUAUAGACACAUAGGAAAUGCAGUGUCUGUUGUGGAUGGUCUUUCUUCAACUGACGGCCUUCAUAGUGACAUCUGUGGGAUGGCUGGAAAGGAAAAAGAAGAGCUGUUCCUUCGUGCGUUGUGUUUAUGCCACACGGUUCAAGUGAAAGAGGAGGACAAAGUAGAUGGCUUGGUAAAACAGCAAGAGAGCGAGUGCACGUAUACUGCAUCUUCUCCCGAUGAAGUCGCAUUAGUGCAAGGUGCUAAAAAGUUGGGCUUCACGUUCAAAGGACUGGAGAAAAACUGGAUGAAAAUACAGAACAGAGCCAAAGAAAUUGAAAUGUAUGAACUUCUGCAGGUUCUUAGCUUCGACGCUGUUCGUCGACGCAUGAGUGUGAUUGUGAAAGAUCAUACAGGGAAAAUUUUCCUUUUCUGUAAGGGAGCAGACUCCUCAGUUUUUCCAAAGGUGAAUGCUGGAAAACAAGAGGAAAUAAAGAUGCACCUGGAACACAGUGCCAUGGAUGGUUUAAGAACGCUCUGUGUCGCUUAUAAAGAACUUGCUCAGGACGAAUAUGACCAGAUCAGUGCACAGCUCCAUGCUGCCAAAAUGGCCCUAAAGGACAGAGAGGAAAAACUAGCUGAAGCUUACGAAAGUAUUGAAAAUGAUUUGCAUUUAAUUGGGGCAACAGCGGUGGAAGACAAACUCCAAGAACAAGUUGCAGAAACUAUUGAAGCCUUGCAUUCUGCAGGUAUGAAAGUUUGGGUGCUCACUGGGGACAAGAUGGAAACAGCAAUGGCCACAUGUUUUGCCUGCAGACUUUUUCAUACCAAUAUGAAGCUUUUAGAGCUGACAACCAAACACAUUGAGGAAUAUAGAGCAAGAGGCACGGAGAAAGUGCACGAACUGUUACUGGAGCUCCAUAAAGUGGUUGUCCAAGAUAAAAGAUGUUCUUCCGCAAGCCUUUUAAGAAGUUGGUCUGUUACGCAGAAAUAUGGCUUGAUCAUUGACGGUGCUGCUCUGUCACUAAUAUUGAAACCAACCCAAGAUGGCGGUUCGAGUAACUACAAAAGUCUAUUGUUACAAAUAUGCCAGAGAUGUACAGCUGUCUUGUGUUGUCGCAUGGCACCGUUACAGAAAGCACAGAUUGUAAAAAUGGUGAAAAACACAAAAGAACGCCCCAUAUCUUUAGCCAUUGGUGAUGGUGCAAAUGAUGUCAGUAUGGUUCUGGAGGCACAUGUUGGAAUUGGUUUGAAGGGCAAGGAAGGACGUCAAGCAGCCAGAAAUAGUGAUUAUGCAAUACCAAAGUUUAAACACCUACAGAAGCUCCUGCUUGUCCAUGGACAUCUGUACUACAUCCGGAUAGCACAACUUGUGCAGUAUUUCUUCUACAAGAAUCUUUGCUUCAUUUUACCUCAGUUUUUAUACCAAUUCUUCUGUGGAUUUUCACAGCAGCCACUCUAUGAUGCAACUUAUCUCACUCUUUAUAAUAUCAGCUUCACUUCUCUGCCAAUCCUGCUGUACAGCCUGCUGGAACAACAUAUAAACAUUGAAAGGCUGAGAAAAGAGCCCUCCCUCUACAGGAACAUUACCGAUAAUGCAUUGCUUCAGUGGAAGCCUUUCCUUUAUUGGACCAUCCUUGGACUCUUCAAUGGGCUAGUCUUUUUCUUCGGAGCAUAUUUUCUUUAUGAUAAUUCAUUAUCUUCAGGGAAGGGGCAGAUUUAUGGAAACUGGACUUUUGGUACAAUUGUCUUUACAGCUUUAGUAUUUACAGUUAAUUUUAAGCUGGUAUUGGAUACUCGGUACUGGACAUGGCUGAACCACUUUGUAAUAUGGGGCUCUCUAGCCUUUUUUGUCAUUUUCUCUUUCUUUUGGGGUGGCAUUAUAUGGCCAUCCCUAAAACAACAGAGAAUGCAUUUCGUGUUUGCACAGAUGCUGACGUCUGGUUCAGCAUGGCUGACUAUAAUUUUAUUAAUAACUGUUAGUUUGGUGCCUGAUAUUGUGGUAAAAAUCUUGAGCAAACCUGGCAGAAGGCAGUUCCAGAUAUGUCAUGAUAUACAACCCUGAGAUUAAUUUUCUUGUGGACAUUCACCGUAAAUACAAAGAAAUCCAGUGAAAUCAAUGAAAACCCGCACACAACAAACACGGACGACUGAUGUGCAAAAGGCAAUCAAUUGUGCAAAUACAUAAAAAGAAGUAAAAAUAAACAACUAAUAAAUAUUGAUAAUGUGUUUAUGUCCUUUAAAAGUGAGUCCAUAGAUUGAGGGAAUAGUUCAGUGUUGGGGUGAGUGAAAUUGAGUGAAGUUAUUCCCUCUGGUUCAAGAGCCUGAUGGUUGGGGAGUAAUAACUGUUCCUGACCCUGGUGUUUGGGUUCUGAGAGCCACCAUACAGUAUUUAUUCUCUGUUGUAUGGUGGCAGUCCAGUAGUUUAAGUGGCACUGGAUCUGCAAGCUGCCAUCAAGCUGUCAAAAGCAGAUUUCUGCCAUUUAUGGGAAUAUUUACUCGCUGAGAAAAAAAGGAGAAUUUAUAAGAAAGGAAAUAAACCCUAAAUAGAUUAUCUAUACUCACAGGUAGCGCAAUGAGUAACUAUGGAAAAGAAGGUCAUUGUAAGAGAUUAAUUACGUCUGGUAAUUGUAGAGCUUUCCUUCCUGAUAAAUGGAUUCAAUAUAGUGCCACAAUAGCGUUGUGGUUGGUGCCACGCUAUUACAGCUCGAGGCAUCAGAGUUUUAAGUUCAUUUCUAGCAUCCUCUGUAAGAAAGUUUGUAUAUUCUUCCCAUGUGUGUAUGUGUUUCCUUGGGGUGCUUUGGUUUCCUCCCACAGUCCAAAGACAUACCAGUUAGUAAGUUAAUUGGUCAGCUGGUCAUUGUAAAUUGUCCUGUGAUUAGACUAGGGUUAAAUAGGUGGAUUGCUGGGCAGUGUGGUUCAUUGAGCCAGAAAGGCCUGUUACAUGCUUAACUCUAAAUCAAAUAAAACAUGAAGUGUUAGCAUGUUAAAACUAGCACUGAAACCAGGGAAGUCAUAUAUUCUUCACCUUGAAUACGAGAACAAAUGCCCAAAUGCAGUGUUGUAUUUGGCAAGUGAUAGGUUAUCAUCUAUUUGAUGUCGCAUUAGAUUUUGUAAAGUGUGGCGAUAUAAUUUAAGCAAUACUAUUGUUCAUUCCUUCAUUUCAUUUUUCAUAUGCAUUUUAAAUACAAGUUCAGUGUAAAGUUUUAUGUAUGUGCCUUGGUAUUGUAUGUGCUUGGCUAUUUGCUUUGUCGAUCAUGCCUCACACUAACAGUAUAUUCAGUUUUUAAGAGUCUACAGUGCAAAAGAAACCAUCAUUGAUUUGUUUCCUAAUUCUAUUGAUUUUAGGUUGAUAGAUAAUGUCAACAUGGCAGAAGCUGACUACUGUUGAAACUGGCUGGAUAUAUAAGUCACUUAUUUUCCAUUGUGGUUCUCCCAUGAUCAUAUUACUAGUUAUUAGAUGUAUUUUAACACAGAAUAGCUAGAGCAAACAAUGCCUCGAUGGGGAAAAGAUGGAUGGCAUGCAGCAAAACUGCCUUACUUGUCCAAAAUUCAAAGUAAAUUUAUUAUCGAAGAACUUAUAUGUCACCCUAUACAACCCUGAAAUUCAUUUUCUUGCAGGCAUUCACAGUAAAUACAAAGAAACAAUAGAAUCAAUGAAAAACUGUACACAUGAUGGACAAAUGAUGCAAGGGCAAAAAAAAGAAUAAGAAACAGUAAUAAAUACAUAAAUAAAUAAGUAAUACUGAGAACAGGAGUUGUAUAGAUCAUUGACAGUGAGUCCAUAGGUUGUGGAGUCAGUUCAGUGUGAGGUGUGUGAAGUUACUCACACUGGUUCAAGAGCCUGGUGAUUGAGGGGUAAUAACCAUUCCUGAACCUGGUGGUGUGAGUCCUGAGGUCCUGUACCUCCUUCCUCGCCUCGUGGCAGCAGUAAGAAGAGAGCAUGGCCUGAAUGAUGGGGGUUCUUGAUGAUGUACGUUGCUUUUCUGCGACAGUGCUCGUGUAGAUGAUUGAGUUGUAACACCAAGCUGGACAAGCAUGAGAGCUCUGAGCUUGGGAACUAGUGUUAGCUAAUACACAAAAAAAAUCUCAAAACUCAGCAGAUUAGUCAUCAUUUAUGCAGAGGAAUAAACACUCGAUGUUUCAAGCUGAGACCCUUCAGUGUGCCUGUUGGACCAGACCAAUGCUAUUAUAGCUCAGGGCAUUUCAGAGUUCAAUUCUAGCACUAUUCUGUAAGAAGUCUCUGUACAUCCUCCCCAUGAAACACCUGGCUUUCCUUGGAUCCUCCAGUUUCAUCUCACAGUCCAAAGACAUAGCCGGUAGAUUAAUAGGUCAUUGUAAAUUGUCCCGUGGUUAGUUGAGGUUGUGGGAUUGCUGGGGUGGUGUGGCUGAAGGACUAGAAGGGCCAGUUCUGCACUACGUCACUAAAUAAGUAAAUCAGGACUGGACUGACAAGAGUCUCAGCCCAAAAUAUUGACUAUUUAUUUCUCUCCAUAGAUGUUGUCUGACCAGUGUCAUGCUGCUUGAGUUCCUUCAGUAUUUUGUGUGUGUUGCUCUGAAUUUGCAAGGAUGUUGCUGGGGCUUGAGGAUUUAAGUACAGGGAAAGGUUGAAUAGGUUGGAGCUUGUUUCCUUGAAGCGUAGAGGAUUGAGGGUGGAAUUAGUAAAGGUGUACAAAAUUGAAGGGUAUAAAUAGCAUAAACACAAGCAGGCCUGUCAGAUUUCCACAGUUCCAUUUGUUUUAGUAAGAUUUCAGCCAUUCUCUUCCCCCAACGGCCUACCUUUCUUCUAAAUAAUAAUGAUCAUAGGCCCAACCUGCUCAGUCAGUCCUCGUGAAACAUCACUUUCAGCUGAGCAAUCCAGCAGGCUCCAAUUAGUCAUUAGGAUGUCACUGAAUCAGAUGUCAGGACUAGCGAUUCUUCCCAAACAACCAUGUAACUUGUAAUUGGCAGAUUAAUCAGAAGAAGAUUGCUCUAGUUAUUGUCAUAGAGUAGUACAGCACAGAAACGGGCCCUUUGGCCCAUCUAUUAAUCUGUCUAGUCCCAUUGACUUGCACCUGGACCAUAGCCCUCCAUUCCCCUCCCUCUUCACAGUCCUGUAUGAGAAAGUAGUCUGAACUUGAUCUGGUUAAAUACCUGCAGGAAAACGCGCCCACUUAGGCAACCUAAAAUCUGUCCUUGGGUAUAUGAAAGUAUAUCACGCAGUCUAAGGACAAAACUGAUCCUGAGGCCACUGAGUGAUUUGAAAACUCUUGGUAAAUGCCAUUUCAGUCCUCAAACUGAACAUUUGAAAAUUAUGUUGAUCGUAAGCAGCAUGUGAUUUAAAAAAUAUACCUCUAUUGGCAAAAAUAUUAAAAUGUAACUGCAUCUAUAUGCUUAAUCAAGGUCAUAUCAAUUUACCCACUGCAGUUAAUGUUGUACUGACAGUAUGGCAGCAUGGGGGAUUACUUUUUGUGAAAGUCCAUUCAAAAUCCCACAAAAUAUAAACUGCCAUUUAAAAUCAGCCUAGGUUGCAAGAUAAAAAAAUGAAUUGGAUUAAUAAGAAUUAGAUUAUUUGUUUAAAAACUUUAAUAACAGACUUUAACACUAAUAACCUUUGAUCAAGAGACUUCAGUAACACCUGGUCAUUAUAUCAUGAACCAUUUACUGCAUCAUACUAUUGUAGUGCUGGAUAAAACUAUGCUUUUAAUGGACAAAUUUAGCACAAGAUUCUUAUGAACCAGUUGACCAUUAGGCAACAUGCACAAAAUGCUGGAUGAGCUCACUAGGUCAGACAACAUCCAUGGAGAGGAAUAAACAGUUGAUGUUUCAGGCCCAGACGUUUCAUCAGAUUUCCAGCACCUGCAGAAUCUCUUGUGUUUAUGACUAGUAGGUAAAGUGGUAUGGAUCUUCAGUCAGCAAAUCACCAUAUUGAUCGUUGAUGAAAGGAAAGGCUCAACUAUGAUCUUAAUAUCUAGCCAAUUGGUCUAUAUCCAGUAAUUAAUUUGUAGCUUUUUUCAACUAUAAUAUAUAGUGACACAAAUGCUAGAGGGAACUCCGCAGAUCAGGCAGCAUACAUUGAAAGGAACAAACAAUUAAAGUUUCGGGCCAAGGCCCUUCUUCAGAACUGGAAAGGAAAGGGAAAGAUGCCAGAAUAAAAAGGUUGGUGGGGGUGACUGGGAAGGAGGAUCGCUAGAAGGCGAUAGGUGAAGCCAGGUGGGUGUUGAAAGGUAAAGAGCUGGAGAGGAAGGAAUCUGAUAGGGCAGUGAACUCGGAGAAGAUGAGGUGAGGACAGUAUCAAUGACGAAGGAAGGGAAACCCCAUUCUGUGAAGGAAGGGUCCAUCUCUGAUGCCAUCAUCCUGGAAGCAGAUUUGGCAGAGACAAAGGAACUGAGAAAAAGGAAUAGCAUUUUUACAGGAGACAGGAAGGGAAGAGCUAUAGUCAAGAUAGCUGUUGUAUCCCUGGCAGGUUCCCAAGGCUGAACUAUAUAAAAAUAUAGUGAUUUUUAUUUUAAGAAUGUUUGAAAAGUCCAAUGCAAACUUGAUGGUGUUCUUUGAAACUAAAAUGCGUUGAUUCAAACUGUCUCCAAGCUAUUUCAUUGAGCAUAAGUCAGUGAACAAUCUAAGCACUUAUAGCAUGGCACAGAUCUAGAAACCAAAUGGGCUCUAGCUGCUGCCCAAGGUAGAAAUAUGGUUAGAAAUGUUUCAAUGCUCUUAAUAUACAUAAAUUUAUGCAAAACUCCAGAUGGGAAUACUGGUCAGUGAGUGUAAUUAAGUUUAGGGUCACUGACUGCGGCUUUGUUGUUGAAUUCCAUGACAGUUCCCCCAAUUAACGCUUUAAUAUGACCUCCUUCCUUUCCAGUCCUGAUGACGAUCCUGUCCGGAAAUCUCUGGAGUUUCUAAUAUGAUCAAUAUCCUCUUGAGUGAGGUAUCAGCAGAUGAUGCUCAGAAAGAAGGGUUUAUAUGUGCUCUCUUUAACUGGAAAUCCCUAGCUUGUAGUUUCAAAGUGAAGGCAUAGAUUGAUAAAUAGUGAUUUUAGACUUUAAUCAAGCUAUUUUCAUAUUUUAAAGCAUUUUGAUUUAAUUUGCACUUGCACUGCGAGGGGCAUAAUUUAAUGCAAAUUAAACUCAAAGAGAGCCAUCCACUCCCACAUUAACUCAGGGGUUUGUGAAAGGUAUUCAGAUUUAUUUAUAUUGCAAACUUAUGACUAAAAAUGCUCUUCCCGAAAUGGCUGAAGCACCCAGAUAAUUAUAACCUAGCACAAUCUGUGUUAUACAAGUAUUCUAAGUU
Messenger RNA from Mobula hypostoma (lesser devil ray), 8920 nucleotides. RefSeq names its product ATPase phospholipid transporting 11C (gene atp11c). Bases 357 to 3719 code for a protein of 1120 amino acids. NCBI's taxonomy places the organism in Eukaryota, Metazoa, Chordata, Chondrichthyes, Myliobatiformes, Myliobatidae. The record is from RefSeq and is a predicted model, not a curated record. The transcript has 30 exons. Gene Ontology annotation, biological process: phospholipid translocation. Gene Ontology annotation, molecular function: ATP binding; ATPase-coupled intramembrane lipid carrier activity; ATP hydrolysis activity. Gene Ontology annotation, cellular component: endoplasmic reticulum; recycling endosome; plasma membrane.